AUUCCAUUCCAGCAUUCAUGCAACCGUCUUUUUAGUAUUUUUAGAAUAUUUUACAUAAUUUUAUUAUUAAUUUUUUUUUGCUUCAAAAUUCUUAAAAAAAUAAUCUUUAAAAUUUAAGACAAAACCCUCCAUAGGUGCAAAAAAGAGAAAAUGAGUGACACCGACUACUAUCGAGAACUGGAAGCUUCUGAACAACGAUUGAGCGAUUCUCGGGCUGCUAAUCGAGAAAGUAUCAGGACAGUGGAAGACAAAAUAUCUGAUGAGCGAGAGAAGCAUGUGGCACGAAUGUCGGAAAAAGAGAAGAAACAUCAUGAAAACAUGUUACGACUUACGAAUUCCAGCGCUGCAGAGAGGAAAUCCGCAGAGGAAGCACAUAGGAAAUCGGUUGAACAACUCAAAGAAAAACACAAAAACGAAACGGAAAAGUUAGAAACGCAAAUAAAAGAAAUAAAAGAGAAGGGAGAAGAAGAUGUUAGAAAAGUUGAGCUGCAACGUGCAAAUCUUGAAAAACAACGAACAGAAGCCCUUGACAUCCAUCUCGAAACGAUGAAGGAACUCAAUGAAAAAAAAUUUGAAGAAAUUAGACAACAGAGAAAAGAGCAAAAUAUCUUAAACGUGGAAGAGAUGAAGGCGUUAAGUACACGAAAUGCGAUUGAGCACGAAACUCAAAUGGGACUUAUUGAUGAUACACAAAACAUGAUCUUAAGCCGAGAAAGCAGACAAUCGAGCUUGACCUUAAUUGGACAUAUGAUGAAAAGCAUUGAAAGCGGUGAUGCUAUCUCAAGUCUUUUGCAAGAAAUGAAAACUUAUUGUGAAAACAGAGAUCAAUACUCUCCAACUGACAUUAAAAUAAUGAAGAACAUUUCGGCCGACAUUGGAAAACACAGAGCGAAAUGCGACUUCCAAAGGCAACAGCUCAUAAGUAAAAUUAAUCUGGAAAGUAACGCAGACCCCCAAGUGGUUGAUGGCUGUUUUGAAAUGUCAAUGAAAAUGAAAUGUUGCGUGGAGUCGAGUGACCUCCGUUCAGUUUGUACAACGUUGCCCCUUCUUGCUGCACAACAGGAGCAUGCCCGUAUUAGUGGAAUUAUAAACAAAAUCGGCAGUUUGACCGAUAACCUGGAUGCUAUCAAUGUAGAAAUUAAGACAAAAUCAAUUCAAUGGAGCCGACGUAUAACAAAUGCUUUGACGAAUACAACAGGAAAUUGA
Messenger RNA from Caenorhabditis elegans, 1206 nucleotides. RefSeq names its product Protein containing ALS2cr12 (ALS2CR12) signature (gene pals-4). NCBI's taxonomy places the organism in Eukaryota, Metazoa, Nematoda, Chromadorea, Rhabditida, Rhabditidae. The transcript is spliced from 6 exons. The coding region runs from base 151 to 1206 and encodes 351 amino acids. The record is from RefSeq and is marked reviewed.